Molecule: messenger RNA, 1409 nt
Organism: Eremomyces bilateralis CBS 781.70
Lineage: Eukaryota; Fungi; Ascomycota; Dothideomycetes; Eremomycetales; Eremomycetaceae
Exons: 1
Coding region: 133-1377 (414 amino acids)
Source: RefSeq, a predicted model, not a curated record
CUAUAUACGACGCAUUGCUCAUCAGCCACCAACAUUGGCCGAAUCCCCACGGUUCUUGUAUUAUAAUCACCUAUCGCACCUUUAGAACAUGUAGGUUUUUCUUGAUUAAUCUCCUUAUCCUCAGUCUACAAGAUGCAUUGUAUAGUUUCCGUCUUAGCGCUGGCAGCGCUCCAAGUUGGAGCGCAAACUACGGAACCCACCUUCCAAGCCAACAAUGUGGGCGGAGGUGGAAGGGUUUCAAAAGAGUCGCCUCAUUUCCGAAUAUUUGGUGCGUCUUCCACCCAGGCCGAUGCGGCAGUCCGAGAACUGGAAGUUGCCUAUACCUGUUUCAUUGGGGACUUAGGCUGGCGGUCGACUGGACUCUCCUUCAACGAUGCGUCAAACCGUGGACCGUACUCUAAGAUGAACAUCUAUGGGGUUUCUUCUCUUGGCGCCGCCGCCGGUCAAAUGUUCUCGGACCCUCGUACCGGAUACAGCUACCUCAAAGUUGUCACACGGUAUAUUGCGGAUCCGGCUGUCACGGUUCACGAAUUUGGACACGCUCUAGCAUACCAUGAGAAGAAUUGGGUCGAUCAACAGCGAACCGGUGCUUGGUGGGAACCCAUGGCAAAUUGGGUAGCCGAUACUUUCAUGACAUCCCCGCUUUGCGCCAAAGCCAGGGCGCAAUACAACCAGCCUGAAGGCCGCACACAAAUUGAUUUGAACAAGGUCAUCGGCUCCUCCCAUCAAACCAUUGUUGAUGCAUCAACGGGAUCCGGCAACUAUUAUCAAUCAUGGCCAUUGCUCACGUACGUGACCAACAACCCCGACAAGUAUCCCAAUCUCGGACCGACGACUGUACGAGAGAUGAUGAGGCAGUACAAGCAAAAAAGCAACGAAACGCCACUUCAUGCUCUGGAACGGGUUGCGCAAUCGACGCCUAUUCAAACAAUUAUCGGACGAUACUGGGCUAGAAUGGCGUACGUGGACAUCGGCCAUACCCAAGCACAGCAACUUUUCCAACAGCUGAAGACCCGAAUUAACUACUCGAAUCUCGAUUCCACUGGAAGUGGGACGUAUCGAGUUAAACGGAAUCGAAGGCCCCUGUAUAUGGGAGCGAGCAUAAUCCCAUUGAAAGGUACUGGUGCAGUUACGGCGAAAGUCACGGCCAAUGCUCCUUUUACUGCAACCUUGGCGAUUCGAUCUCAAAACGGAAGCGUGCGCUAUGUGGAUUUGGCCAAUGGCGCCGGCGAGGCAACCCGAGCAAGUGGUGAGGAGGCGACCUUGGUUAUUGCGAAUACUCCAUCCAGCCUGGCUUUGUAUGAUGCAUUUUCUAUCACCGGUGUUGUUGCCCAAGGCUUGGAUUAUCAGGUUCAACUAACCGGUGCAACUCCAUGAGCUUGUUAAGAUAUCUUGAGAAUCCUUCGGGG